AUGGCUAGAAAACGUGUGAUAGAGAAAAAGAAGAAGUUAGUUGAUGGCGCAUUACUUCGUGCAAUAAAAAGUGGAGUUAUUCUAACUUCGCCACGUCGUCGUGUGCAAACAGUUUUGCAUCAAGCACCAGUAUCAAAAGUUCAAAAGAUCGUGAAGAGAGGUGUGAAAAUUGCAAAGAUAGCGAAAGGUGUCGCGAAGCCAACGAAGAAUAACAAGAAAGAGAAGACCAAAAAACAAGUGACAGAGAAGAAGGCGGCGAAAAAGGGAAACGACAGAUUGGUGCCAAGAGACGGUGUGCCGAAAUACAAGGAAAAUCCGUUUUUCACAGAUGCAAAACCUGCUGAAUACAUCAGCUCACACACCUAUCAUCGCUGGCUUAUUCGUGCGAUUCGGCGAGGAAAUUUGAAUGAAAUCAAAGAUUUUUAUAAAAGUCAAAGGUAUUUUUGCUAUCAAUUGUUAUCGAAAACUGGAGCGUUUCUAUCAUUGCUGCGGUAGUCCUUACGCGUUAUAACUGUGCAAUCAGCAGAUCCUUCUCCAUCUGGAAUUGAUUGACUAGGCCCACGUUUUGGCCCCAUUGGAACAACUAUUGCAUUAUUUAGGGUUCCUUCAUAAUUCUUAGAGAUAUACGCUUUAUCUCCAACUUUCAAAUCAUUCAACUUUUGAGCAGGCUUGUUGUCAGACAUCUGCAAAAAACACAUUAUUCAGAAUUUAUCAAAAUAAAACUGCUGUGUUUAUUUCUUUCUUGAACACCCUUUUUAUACCAAAACUUUUGGGCGGGCUAAGCAAUUUUUUGAAGAUAACUACGAUAAUAAAAUGGGAAAAUAAUAAAAUUAGUUCAUUAUCAAAAAAAGUCAUUAACCGUCCUGAAAACUGAGUCAUGUGAACCAUCUGAUAAGAAAAAACCUAAAUUUUUGCAGAGCAUCGCAAGCUUCUGCAUACCAAUCAUUCUCCAAACACAGCUUGAUCACUGCGCAAUAUGAAGCUUGCCGCGCAAAAGACAUCAAAAUCGCCAGUGAAGUUUUCAAAGCGGCCAAGAAGAUCGAGCACAAUCCAGAAUACAAAAAUUUCCCUGAGCCAAAUCUAUUGAAGCCAAGACAUACGGGGAGAUCGAAUUUUUAUAUGAUCGGAAGAGCGACUCGAGCCAUCGAAUGUUCACGGGGCGGGAAAGAAGGGAAUAACGCGUUGUUGAAUUAUGAUUAUGAGACAAAUUACCAAGAUUUGCUUGAUAAAUUGGUUCAAGAUAAUACACCGUAUACUAAGCUAUAUCAAUUGUGUAAACUUGAAGAGUGUCGUGAGUGAAAACCCCCUUCUUAUUCAAAAUUCAAUUCGACAUUUUUUUCAGUUCUCAGCGAACCAUCUUUGGAGAGCAAAUUAGUUGUGGCGGUUCGUCGAGGACAUCGCGAAUUGGCUUCAGCUUUUGCUCAAGGCGCUGCUCGUAAUCACACCAAUGAGUUGCAUCGUCAAACGUUGAGUGGCGACAAACUUGGUGCAAAAAUCCUACCAGUCUCAGUCAUCAAAAAAUGUUUCAUGAAUCGCAACAUCACUCCACUUCACACCGCAGCCAUCGGAAAAACCAGCAAAAAUCUCGAAACUCUUCGAGCCGUCUAUCCAACCAUUAAUAUUCCCGAUCAAGAUAAUUGGUAUACAAUUCAUUAUGCGGCUGUUGCAGAGACUUCGGAUAAUUUGAAAUUCUUGUUGAAGAACGGUGGAACUUGCACAAUGGUGAAUAAGAAACAGGAGACACCAUUGCAUGUGGCAGCGCGUGCUGGAAGAGGCGAAAAUAUCAAGAUCAUAUUGAAAGAGAUUCUAGAUUUGGAGAAGGAUGGAGGAGAGAUUCGAGCAGAUAGAAGCUUGGUAAAUGCAAGAAAUCGCACUGGAGUUGCAGCCAUUCAUUUGGCAGUUAUUCAUAAUCAUCCAGAUGCAGUGGAAGCCCUUCUUACCGAGGAAACUGUUCUCGUUAAUUUGCCCACUUCAACUACUACCAACAAAGCGACGCCAUUGAUGGUGAGUGAAGAUCUUUCAGAAUUUUCCAGCUAUAAUUAUUUCCAGCUCGCCGCUGCUCACGGUCACCUCGAACUCGCUGAAAAACUCAUCUCAAAAGGCGCGCUCAUCGAAGGCAAAGACAAGAAGAAGCGAACUCCAUUGAUCUACGCGUUGAUGAAUGGACAAAUCCACGUGGCGGCUAUGUUAUUGGCUCGCGGAGCAAAUGUCUCAGCUGCUGAUUCAUCCGGAAAUACUACCGCGCAUUACGCCGCCGCCUAUGGAUUUUUGGAUGGUUUGAAAUUGUUGGCUGAAAUUGAUGCGGACAUUCUCAGCGAGGAUAAUGAUUGGGCACUUUACCCAUUAUCGGUUGCGUAUUUAAAGGGACAUUAUGGAAUUGUGACGUGGCUUUUGGAUGGUGUAUACAAGGAUAAAGUGAAUAUCAAUGCGAAAGAUAAUUCGGGAAUGACGCUUUUAUCAUCACUUAUCAGAUAUGCUGAUGAAGACAAUCAUUUUCAACUUGUGGAUCAGGUUAAAUAUCUGACAGAUCGUGGAGCUAAGGCUGAUUUGGAGGAUAGUGAUGGGAACACAACACUUCAUCAUUUCUCAGCAAUGUUGGUGAUUUUGAAAGGAAGCGGUGGAAAUCCACGAAAUGAUCGAUUCCAAAUGGAUGGCAAGCAAUACAACAAGAUUUUCGAAUUACUUCUUGAAGCUGGCGGAAAUGUUGAGGCGAAAAAUGCGCAAGAUCUCACACCAGUUCAUCUCAGUUUAUCAUCAGGAAAUCUUGAUCUCUUCAAAAUAAUGCUCAAGAAAAUCAAAGAUCCGAAAACAUUGUUCGAAAAUUGGGCAAAAGAGAAGAACUUUUUACACGAUAUUCUUUGCUUGCCAAUGAAUGUCUACAAUAAUACGUUGUUAUGGAAGGCGGAAACUUUGAACAAACCAGUUUAUGAUAUUCUUCCGAUUUUGAAAGAUCUCUACAAGGUUUUUUUCAGUUUCUGCUUUGAAUCUUGGAAUCUUGGAAUAAUAUUUUUUUCUAGAAAAUCCCCGAACUCUUCCCAAUCUGGGUCAAUCAACCGGACAAAUUCGGGGUUUCUCCAAUCGUCGCGGCUGUCAAAGAAUACGCAAAAUUGCAAGCUUUCGAAGAUGGAGGAUUACAGCCAGCUCGGGUAUGUUUUGUAGAAUUAGGAAAAAAAUUGAAAUCCAAAUAUUCAGACUUUUGCGCAAUCUAGAAAUUGCGGUGGCAGACAUCUCUUACAUUCUAACUCGAGAGAACUCGUGGUAAUAUAUUGAUCUUGAAAUUUCCCUUGUGUUGUGUUUGAGGCUCUCCUUUCCCCACUACAAAAUGAUCUUGAUUUUCCAAAAAAAAUGAUAAUUUUCAGAUCUUCAUCGCUACUGUCAAUGAGGCGUUUGAAUGGGUGAUUCGAUUGGAUCCCGAACAAUUGAUCAAGGAUUUCAAUCCAACUCCAGAUCCUGAACAAGAACAAGAACAAGAAAAUCAAGUGAAGAUUCCCAAAUCAUCCCUAGCAAUUCACUCAAUGCAAAUCGCCAUUGAAGAUUCGGGAAAAAAUGCCGAAAAUCAUCUAGCAUUCUUCAAACUUCUUGUAAAACUUUCGAAAGAGUUCAACAAACUUGGCGAAUUUUUGAACAAGACCAAUGAUGAGGAAUAUUCGCUUGUUAUUGCGGCGGCAGUUUUGAUGAAGCCAACACUUGUUGAAUAUAUUUUAGAUGUUGCCAUCGAGAAUCAUCUGGUUGAAAUUCAUCAUGCGGUGAAGAAAAUGGGAGUUUUUGAAGAUGCCGAAAGAGUUGAAGUCAACAAAACUCUUCCAAUGCAUCUUAUCGAAUUCGGAAUGGCUGAUUUAGUUCCAAAAAUCCAAGCAUCAUUGGAAUUCUGGAAUCGUUUUGAUACACGUGGCAAUAAUAUCUGGCAUUAUGCUGCUAAAGUUAAUAGCCACAAUACUGUCGCAUUAUUCAAAUUCAUUGAGGGAAAAGGUGUGCAAAGAUGUGUGAAUAACAAGGGAAGAACUCCGUUGCAUGAGGCGACUUUGGCGAAUGAAGGAUCAGCAAAUGCUGUGUUGGAACCGAUUGCUUGGCUGUCGACUAGAGAUGCUGUGGGACAUGUUGAUGAAUUCCAUCGAACCGCUUUGCAUUAUGCUUUUGGAAAUGAGAAAGAAUUCCGGAAAGAUAAAUUGGCUUCUGCGGAAAGCGAUCCUAUCGCUGUUGUCUCAUUGUUAUCUUCCGCUAUGAAUCCAGCAGAUUUGGAUAUUGUAGAUAUUGAUGGAAAUACAGCUCUUCAUUUGGCUGCAAUGAGAAAUGCAACAAUUUGCACAAUGGCAUUGAUCAGAAAGAAAUGCGCGAUUGAUAUCAAAAACCAUGAUGGAAAUACUCCUCCUUGCUCUAGCUGUACUUCUUGGAAGACAUUCUACAACUUUAACCUUGAUUCAAGCAAACGCUGAUGUUUUGAGUGAAGUUAAUCAAAAAUCGAAGAAGAAAGAUGACGAUUCGAAAAAUCAAACCGAAUGGUAUUGGUAUGGUGAAGAAGAGAAGGUGGAGAACGAUUUGAAGAGCAGUAUUCCGGCACAAGUUGUCAGCAAAGGUGGAAGUUGGGAAGCGAUGGUGUAUGUUUUGCUGGAUGUUUUGGGAACAAAUGUGAAUUCGAUGGCACAAUUGAUUGAUGCGGCGAUUCGAAGAAAACAGUGGAAUUUGGCGAAUCAAUUGUUGAAAUCGGUCGAAACUAUUUUGGAUGGCAAAGUUUUGAAAAGCGAUUAUGAUUUGUUGAACACUUUUGCCGAAUUUUGUUUUGGAGAAUUGAAAGAUGAUUCAAUCGAGAAAUCAGUUCUCGAUCGAAUUGUUCAAACUCGUGGAUUAAGUUUGAAAUCGCCAGACACCGAGAAGCAUGUGAAAACAGCAUUGGAAUAUGGAAAUUGGAAUGUCUUGGAGUUUUUGAAGGUACUAUUUUCAUUAUAUUGAAUUUUAGAAAAAAUUUAAAUUAUUUUUAGGAAAGCCUUGCUGAUCAAUGGAAAAACCUCGGUGCGAGCUCACCAGAAUCCAAUCCAAUCAGAUCUUUGAUUAUUUACAUGUCCAAAUCUGGUUGUACCAAUCAAGCAAUCGAAUAUCUCAACAAAUUAGCAAAACUCAAAAAUUUGAGCCUUAACAGCCCAUGCCUUUUUGAAAUUCCAAAACUUUACAAAGAUGUUGAAAUCGGAUUAUUGACACCGCUUUCCUGGGCAGCACUGAUUGGUAAUAUUGGAAUAAUCAAAGCGUUGCGGCAAGCAUCGGCAGAUUUGAAGACACAAGAUGAAUAUGGAAGAACUGCGUUGAUGUAUGCAUUGAUGUCAAAUAAUCGAAGUGUUGUGAUCUCAAUUGUUGGAGAUCUGAAUGUUGUUAGCUUCGGGAACACUGUUGUGAAAAUUGAUGGUCCCAAAAAGACAAAUGGAUUUGGCGGAUUGUUUGGAGCGAAAACCAUGGCUGUUCCAAUGAAACCACCGGGAGCUAUGAUGUCAGUCAAAGCUGUGAUGAGCCCGUUUGCAAAUGUUGAUAAUGAGUCGGAGAGUGAAGAUAAUAGUAGCGAUGAAUAUUCAGAAGAUGAUGAACCUGUGGCAAAGAAAUCCAAGAUUGAAGAGGCAGUUAUUAAAAAUCAAUGGUUGAAUAUCAAAGAUCCAGCGGUAAUUUUAAAAAAAUUCUAUCAUUUUCUUUAAAAAAUCCCAAAACUUUCCAGGUUUUCCGACAAAAAGACAAUGAUGGAAAUAAUGUUCUCCACUACAUGAUCGAACCAUUUGCCUGGGAAAAUAUCGAACUUCUCAAUGAUCUAGCGGCUGCCAAUAAGAAAUUGAUUCAGGAUUUGAUUUUGGAUGGAACUCUUGAAUUGGCUGCCCGAAAUUUGAAUCGCAAGAUGAAGAAUGAGAUGUUGAAGAUUGUCAAGGGUGUGAAGAUUCAGAAAAAUGUUCAAAAGUGAGUUCCAAAAAAAAUUUGUAUGAAGAAUAAAAAAACAUUUUUAGCAUUCCAUUAACUCUACCACCUGUGAAUUUCGCUAAACCAUUAAGCAAUGUUGACGAAGAUUGCGAAAAGUUUUUGGCAAAAUGGGCGAAAGAAAAUGACAAGAAAUUGACGGCCGAAGUUCCGAAACCGCACCGAAUCUCGACUUAUGAAAAAACCGGAUUGGUUGAAUAUUGCAAUGAUACAAAACAGUACUUCAAUGUUCUGAUGAAUAAAACAGAUCUCAAUUAUGGAAGAUAUGGAUUCCACAAUUUCUACAGAAUGCAAUUAUUCAAGAGAAGAGAUUGUGAUUUAUGGAUUUUGUUCACAAAUUGGGGAAGAAUUGGAAUGGGAAAUGGAGAACAUCAGACAACACCAUUCAAUAAUCUUGAUCUUGCGAAGAAGGAAUUCAAAUCGGUUUUCAAAUCAAAAAGUGGAAAUGAAUGGUGUAACCUGGAUUCAUUUGUUGAUCAACCUAAGAAAUAUCGAUUAGUGAGAUCUGAUUCAACACCAACUUCAUUGACUGAAAUCGAGCUUCCGAAAUCAGCAGAUAUGGAAAAGGAGAAAGAUGUUAUUAGAAGAUUUAUCGCAGAUGUUAGUAAUGCUGAAAAACUGAAAGAAUCAAUGAGAAAUGUUGGAAAGAAUCCGAAACAACCAUUUGGAAGAUUCACAAAAGAUCGAAUCGCAGAGGCUAGAAAUGUGUUGGAUAAAUUGGAGAAAAAUGCGGAGAAAAUUCAAAAAAUUGUUGGAGCAAAUGCGAUUGAUGAGGCGAAAUUGUUGGAACUCCAUUUGAUAACAGUGAGUUGUUUUUAAUUUAGAGAUUUCUAAUUGUUACCUCAAAAUUUUCAGAACGAUCUCUCUAGCGAAUUUUAUUCCCUGAUUCCAAGUGGAGAAUUCGAAUUCUCCGCCCUUACUCGCUUGGAUCAAAUCGACGAUAUCAAUCGUCAUCGCAAAAAGUUGAAUCGCUUCGAAGAAAUCGAAACAGCUACCAGAUUUUUGUGUGGAGCAGCUUGGAAAUCAAACGAAAUUGAUAGAUUGGAUUAUAUCAAAUCAGCGAUCGAAUGCGAUUUCAAGGAAACAUCCCCAGAUUCACCAAUGAAUCAGAAGAUUCUUCAAUGGAUUUACAACAGUGGAUUGAAGAAUUCAACAAUCCGAACAAUUAUUGAAAUUGUUCCCAAAAAGGCUAGAGAUGCUUUCGAACCAUUUUUAAGUGAUGACAAUCAAAAAUACCUUUUCCAUGGAACCCAAGCCACAAAUAUCAUGAGCAUUUUGAAAAACGGAUUUUUGAUCGAUCCACCAAGUGUAUGCAGAAAUGGAAGUUUAUUCGGAUCAGGAAUCUAUUUAUCGGAUAGUUUCGAAAAAUCUGCACAUUAUUGUCAUCAAUCAGCUGGAAAGUUGAAAUAUAUGCUGGUCUGCCAAACAGCUCUUGGAAAAGUUAAGCAAACUACAACUAUUGGUUAUCAUGCUCAGCCAGCUAAAGAAGGGGUAAGCUAGUCUUUUCUGGAAGUUUGAUAAAAAUCAAUAAUUUUUCUAGGAUGAAAACACCCUUCACUAUAUCGGCGAAAAUGUUCCAUCUGGAAGUUUGACUCACGAAGGAGUUGCUGUCCCACUUCUUCCACUCAAAAAACGCGAAGACGAAAAUGAAACUCAAAAUCGCUGGAAUUAUGGAAGUCUCGCGUAUUCCGAAUAUAUUGUUAGAGAUCCAAAUCGCGCACUUCCAAGAUUUAUAAUUGUUUACAAUUAG
This is a messenger RNA of Caenorhabditis angaria, 7696 nucleotides long. The record is from the annotation of a GenBank genome assembly. Lineage: Eukaryota; Metazoa; Nematoda; Chromadorea; Rhabditida; Rhabditidae.